This is a messenger RNA of Cryphonectria parasitica EP155, 1170 nucleotides long. RefSeq lists its product as uncharacterized. The transcript has 2 exons. The record is from RefSeq and is a predicted model, not a curated record. Lineage: Eukaryota; Fungi; Ascomycota; Sordariomycetes; Diaporthales; Cryphonectriaceae. The coding region runs from base 1 to 1170 and encodes 389 amino acids. Gene Ontology annotation, molecular function: oxidoreductase activity, acting on single donors with incorporation of molecular oxygen, incorporation of two atoms of oxygen; ferric iron binding.
AUGGUGGCCUUUUCUAAAGUCGUCUCGGGCAUCGCCCUUGUUGCGGGUGCCGUCGCCCACCCAGGCGAGCAGCAUGACAAUGAGCACAUCCGGCGCGAGAUCGAGGUCCGUGAUAUCCACGCCGCCCUGGGUGCCCGUGCCCUGGCCCAGUGCUCCAAUACUGCCACAGCCCGCCGCCUCAAGCAGCGCUCUGUCCAGCGCCGCGCCGACAAGGUCAAGGCCAUCCGUGAGGCCCGCGGCAUCAAGGCCAACCCCAAGAAGUUCCGCCGCGAUCUGGCCGCCCUCGAGGAGUGGGAGACGGUCAACCACAACAUGUCGGGCGAGUACGACUACAACGUGUUCACCUCGCUCGAGACUGUCUUCGACGCCAAUACCUCCUGCAUUCUGGCUCCUGAGGUGACUGCUGGGCCUUACUACGUCGUGGGCGAGUACUUCCGCUCCAACGUCAAGGAGACUCUGUACUCUGAGGGUGUCGACCUAUUCCUCGAGGUGCAGUAUGUUGACAUCAGCACCUGUGCUCCUGUGCCGGAUGUUGCAGUCGAUAUCUGGAAUGCCAACGCCACUGGUGUUUACUCGGGUAUCUACACUUCUGGAAACUAUGCCGCCGACGGUGUCAACUCGACCUACCUCCGUGGUAUCCAACUGACCGACCACGAGGGUGUCGCCCAGUACGAGACCAUCUUCCCCGGCCACUACGACGGCCGCGCCACCCACACCCACCUUUUGGCCCACACCAACGCGACCCUCCUGCCCAACGGCACCAUCUCCCUCUUCAACAAGCCCGUCUCCCACAUUGGCCAGCUCUUCUACCCCGAGUCCCUCCGCUCCGCCGUCGAGGCCACCUCCCCCUACAACACAAACACCGUCGCCGUCACCUCCAACGACGACGACAUGUGGUCCAUCGUCCAGGCCGACUCCAGCUACGACCCUUUCCCCCAGUUCCUCUACCUGGGCGAUGAUAUCACCGAUGGCCUGUUUGCCUGGAUCCAGAUCGGCAUCAACGCCACCGCGGACUACCAGGACAACAGCUACUACGCCGUCGCCGGCUACCUGGCGGCCGAUGGUGGUCAUGCUGAGGAGAACUCCCUGACUGGGGGUGGUGGCGGCGGCAACGGAACUGCUCCUUCUGGUGCUGCACCUUCUGGCACUGCUGUCCCUACAUCGGUGUAA